Molecule: messenger RNA, 539 nt
Organism: Ahaetulla prasina
Lineage: Eukaryota; Metazoa; Chordata; Lepidosauria; Squamata; Colubridae
Gene: MICOS13
Product: mitochondrial contact site and cristae organizing system subunit 13
Exons: 4
Coding region: 78-413 (111 amino acids)
Biological process (GO): cristae formation
Cellular component (GO): MICOS complex; mitochondrial crista junction
Source: RefSeq, a predicted model, not a curated record
GAAGGGGGCGGUCCCUCGCAGGGAAACGGCGCGGCCGGGCGCAGGGCUGCCCUUGGAAAAAGAGGCGUCGCUCCGUCAUGGCGUCCCGCACAUUCCCUUUGCUCAAGUUCAUGGGCAAAGCAGGACUGGCUGGCGGGGCCCUCUAUGUGGUUUACUCCCAGGGGCUGCUGGGGAGCAGCGAUAAAGGUGCCGAAGCCCUCCAUAAAGCCAAAGCAGCUGUUCCUCCAGCUGUGGAAGAAUGGACAAAGUAUUUCGGUUGGCAGCUUCCAGCGGUGCCGAAACCUGAAUUUUCCUUCUCCAAUGCCUGGAAUUCAGGGGUCCGUACUGUCAUAAGUGCCCUUUCCAUCGCCCCCACCAAGGGCGGCGAAUACACGCAACAAGGAUGGAAAUACGUCAAGGAGCUCAUGAAAUGAAGGCAGCCGCCGGAGCAGCAGCGUCGCGUCCUCUUGCCGUCCAGCAGGAAUGAUCUCGGUCCAGUUUUGCAGAAAGCAACCCGGUUUUAUAACCAGGGUUAUAAAAGAGCCGCCAGACAGCCGAUA